CACACUUCCCGUAGCGCUGACAUUUUCUAGUGGUACAGUCAGAGAGCUUGAAUUAAGAAAUGGACAGUAAAAGGGUCCAUGCGCCUUUACCUGACCUUCCUACUCAAGGGAAAAAUGAUGAUGAAGAUGAGGAAAAGGUUUUUGGGAAUAUUUUUGCAGAACUGGAAUCUGUGGAUCUUCCGCUGGGAACCACAAUGAGAUCAAUCUACGAUGACCAGCCUAAUGCCCACGUACGCUUCAUGGAAAAGCUGGAUGCCAGGAUAAGAAAUCAUGACCGUGAGAUUGAGAAGAUGUGCAAUUUCCACCACCAAGGCUUUGUGGAUGCUAUCACAGAGCUCCUCAAAGUCCGCAAUGAUGCAGAGAAACUUAUGGGCCAAGUGACGGACACGAAUCGAAGACUACAGGAAGCUGGGAGAGAGGUGACGGCUCAAUCCGGGGAGGUGAUUCGCUGUCGCGUCCAGCAGAGGAACAUGGCCACAACUGUGGAGAAACUCCAGCUCUGCAUACCAGUGCUCGAAAUGUACAGCAAGCUUAAGGAGCAGCUGGAUUCCAAAAGACACUAUGCUGCACUGAAAACCAUGGAACAACUGGAGAAGAUCUACAUCCCUCGAGUCCGCCAGUAUAGGUUCUGUCAAAUCAUGGCUGAAAACCUGCCCAGACUGAGGGAGGAGAUAAAGGAGAUCUCCAUGUCUGACCUCAAGGACUUCCUGGAGAGCAUAAGAAAACACUCGGACAAAGUUGGAGAGACCGCCAUGAGACAGGCGCAACAACACAGAACCUUUAACAGUGCGGUAGCAAAGCAGGCCAGCGUGGGACACUACACUAAGCCUUUGUACUCCCUCAAUGGUCAAACACACACGCACAACAGUCUCCAGAUUGACGAUGACGCAGAAGAUGAGGAUGACGCUGAUGAGGAGAUUCUUGCAGCUCAGGAUCUUGUGGACUUCUCACCUGUGUACAGGUGUUUACACAUUUACGCCGUGCUGGGAGAUCGAGAAACCUUUGAGAAUUAUUAUAGGAAACAGAGGAAAAAACAGGCCAGGCUAGUUCUGCAGCCUCAGGCAAACAUGCAUGAAACCGUGGAGGGCUACAGAAGAUACUUCAAUCAGAUAGUAGGGUUCUUUGUUGUGGAGGACCACAUUCUCCAUGCCACUCAAGGGUUGGUGACCAAAGCUUUCACUGACGAACUGUGGAAUAUGGCCCUAUCGAAGAUCAUCGCCGUGCUCCGCACACAUUCGUCAUAUUGUGAGGAUCCAGACCUGGUCCUGGAGCUGAAGAACCUCAUCGUCAUAUUUGCGGACACGCUGCAGGGUUUUGGUUUCUCUGUGAAUCGACUAUUUGACCUGCUGUUUGAAGUCCGAGACCAGUACAAUGAAACUCUUCUGAAGAAGUGGACGCUGGUGUUCAGGGAGAUCUUCGAAUUGGACAACUAUAGUCCCAUACCAGUGGAAACAGAAGAUGAGUAUAAACUGGUCGUCGGCCGCUUCCCAUUUCACGAUGCCGAAAUAGAAAAGCAGGAUUUCCCCAAGAAGCUGCCAAUGUCCCAGUCUGUGCCCCAGAUAUAUAUGCAAGUCAAAGAAUUUAUUUACGCCAGCCUCAAGUUCUCCGAAUCCCUUCACCGCAGUUCAACGGAGAUCGAUGAUAUGUUGCGGAAAUCAACGAACCUGCUACUGACAAGGACACUCAGCAGUUGUCUGCAAAACCUCAUCAAGAAGCCACAUAUAGGGCUGACUGAGUUGGUGCAGAUCAUCAUCAAUACCACCCACCUGGAGCAGGCCUGUCGGUAUCUUGAGGAAUUCAUAACAAAUAUCACCAACGUCUCUCCUGAAACGGUCCACACGACAAGACUCUAUGGCUUGUCCACAUUCAAGGAUGCCCGUCAUGCUGCAGAAGGAGAAAUCUAUACCAAACUGAACCAGAAAAUUGAUGAGUUUAUCCAACUGGCAGAUUACGAAUGGAGUAUGGCUGAGUCUGAUGGUCGGGCCUCAGGUUAUCUGAUGGACCUUAUCAAUUUCCUACGAUCCACAUUUCAAGUCUUCACACACCUCCCGGGAAAAGUGGCCCAGACAGCUUGCAUGUCAGCCUGCAAGCAUCUGUCCACAUCACUGAUGCAGAUGCUCCUGGACACGGAACUGAAGCAAAUCAGCAUGGGCGCCAUCCAGCAAUUCAACUUAGAUGUUAUUCAGUGUGAAUUGUUUGCCAGCUCAGAGCCGGUCCCGGGCUUCCAAGGAGACACACUGCAACUGGCUUUUAUCGACUUAAGACAGCUCCUGGAUCUAUUCAUGGUGUGGGACUGGUCAACUUACCUGGCGGAUUAUGGUCAGCCGACUUCCAAGUACCUUCGAGUAAACCCAGCCACAGCCCUGACUUUACUCGAGAAGAUGAAGGACACCAGUAAGAAGAACAAUAUCUUUUCUCAGUUCAGGAAGAACGACAGAGACAAACAGAAACUGAUCGAGACGGUGGUCAAACAGCUAAGGAGCCUGGUCAAUGGCAUGUCCUCCUAGGAUCACACGCAGGUACCCGAAGCAAUGAAUGAAGUGAGGAAUAUCCAAGCACAUCGUUUGACUACACAGGGCCUGAUUAACAUCAUGUUUGCACACACUUGAUUGCUCACUCCGAUCGAUUGGACCUAGCAUUGCCGAUCACGCAAAAUUGCAUCCCGGUUCUUUUUUUGGCGCGUUCUGGGAGGAGUCUUUGGAGGGAUGACGAUUCAGCCGGCCAUAGGCAAAUGGAUGAAUUCAGCAUCAGGACCUACCAUCCCAGAGCAGUUUUCCAUCAAUUGAAUUCCACCAGACUUUUCAAAGGAGGACGAUUGGGCUUGCAAGAUUAGACACAAAGUCAAUCGACUCCUAAUAGUGUAUCAACAAAAUGACAUGACUCAAUACUCCACCCAAAUAUCAUGCAGAUUACCAAGAUCCAUUUACUUGGAGAGUAUUGCUGCUAUAAUAACAAUACAAACUUGUUUAUUUUUCAUAUUUCAUAUAGAAGGGUGAAAUGAUCAUUACUCCGGAGAAAGUGAGUGGGAUAAUGACGUUCAUUGGGAAAGUGUGCUCUCUUGCUCCCAAAAUAGAAAAUGUUGAUUGAUUGCAAAGCUCAUAAACGUGGGUUAGAAGAAUGUGCUAAGAAGAAUGUUCUGUUUUUAAUGUCAAUUAUGUACAAAAAAAAUGGACGAUGAUGUUUUGAGGGACAGAUGUUCAUUUAAAAAAAAAUGGCCUUUUUAUUGUUUUGUUUUUUACCUGGGUUUUAAACUUGCUGCCAAAUUGAGUUUUUUUCUGUUUGAUUACAAAAUGGGGCUUUAUUAAUGAUUCAAAGGGAGUCUUACAUAUUUUCUUAUUCUGAGCAUUACAGUUGUUUUGGUUUUUUUAACCUAGGGACAAAACAGUGUGUUCUCAUAAAGACUGCCAAGAUUCCAAAGAACUCAGUCACCGCUUAGGCAGAACUGAUGGUGAAGGUUGAAGAUGUAAGAUUUAAGGCUUUAAAACUGAAAUAGCAACUACAUCUAAAUUAAAAAAAAUAAAAAAAGUUUUAAAUCCAAUAGGAUCACAGACUUGAAGAAACUGUUGAAUAAUAACUGUAUUUCUGGUUUAAAAUUGUCCUAAAAAUACUUUUAAUUUAACAUGGAUUCUUCAUUCACUGAGUCUUAAAUCGCUUUCUAUCAAAUUUAGUUCUGCACAUGCGCUUUUUUUUUUUUUUCCUUUCUUCUAAUGAACCGUUCUAUAAACAUCAAAUUGAACAUUUUGAUUCAGUUAACAAAAAAAAAAAAACAGGCUUGUAAUGCUCAACCAUUUUCUGGAAGCGCAGCUCACUAUUAUAACAAUUGUUUUUUUGGACCAUUCGGUGUGUGUGUGUGUUGUUACUCCCCCAAUUGUAAUGUUCUAUAAAUGAUGUAUACUUGUAUAUUUAAGAAUUGAAAAAUCUUUUAAAUUUGACAUUUUGAAUUGUCUAUCUUUGUUCCUCAGGGGGAAAAUGAGGCUUUUGAAUCUGUAAAUUCAUAAAGCACAGCAAUAAUGACUUGGCUUCUCUACAGCCUUGUUGGCAGGUUUCUUGCUCAAACCUGUCUGCUGAUGAUUAUCAUUUUUUCUUAUCCUUAUUCUGUGCUCUCAGUAUAUUUUUACUGUGACAUUUGGCUUCGUUUUUCAAUUAUAUUUUGCAUAUUUAAUUGUUGUCCAAAAUGAUUGGACCAGUAUGGCCAAAUACUUAAGUUUACCUUUUGGUUAAAAGAUCAGUACGAGACAACCAAUCAGCAUUUCAGCUUUUAUUUCCAGGUAGCUUUUCUCAUCAAUUUGCAUUUUUUGUUUGAUCAUACCCAUUUAUCAUGAGCAAAAAUAUUGGAACUUUUUUUUAUUUUUUUUGCUGAGAUUAUUUUACAUUCUAUUGAUACUUGUGCUUACCUAUUAAUUUGCUUCCGUUAGAUUUAGUCUAUAAUGUAAUAUCAAUUCAGAACUGUAAAUGUAUGCUAAUGUACGGAAAUAAAAGUUAAUAUACUGGU
Syngnathus typhle (broad-nosed pipefish) is the source of this 4492-nucleotide messenger RNA. RefSeq names its product exocyst complex component 6 (gene exoc6). The transcript is spliced from 23 exons. The record is from RefSeq and is a predicted model, not a curated record. Gene Ontology annotation, cellular component: exocyst; membrane. Lineage: Eukaryota; Metazoa; Chordata; Actinopteri; Syngnathiformes; Syngnathidae. Gene Ontology annotation, biological process: intracellular protein transport; exocytosis; Golgi to plasma membrane transport. Bases 60 to 2507 code for a protein of 815 amino acids.